Amaranthus tricolor (Joseph's coat) is the source of this 831-nucleotide messenger RNA. RefSeq lists its product as uncharacterized. The transcript has a single exon. Bases 1 to 831 code for a protein of 276 amino acids. Lineage: Eukaryota; Viridiplantae; Streptophyta; Magnoliopsida; Caryophyllales; Amaranthaceae. The record is from RefSeq and is a predicted model, not a curated record.
AUGUUUUCACCAAUUGUUGAUGUGCUUGAUGCUCUUGUUCUUGCGGGAGAUGAUGAUAUAGCUAAAACUCAAGCUAUUUUAGAUGGUAUUCAAACUUUUGAUUUUGCUUUCACAGUACAUUUGAUGAAAUUAGUGAUGGGAGUUACAUAUUCAUUUAGUCUAUCUUUGCAAAGAAGAGAUCAAGAUAUUGCAAAUGCUAUAAGAUUGCUUCAUACUACUAAGAGACAAUUUCAAAUGACUAGGGAUGAAGGUUGGGAUUCUUUGAUGAAUGAUGUUACUUCUUUUUGUGCAAAACAUGAUAUUGAAAUUCCUAACAUGGAUGAGCUUGCUCCUUUACGAACUCGAGGAAAACCAAAGAGAAGACGUUUGGAUGUGACACUUGAGCACUAUUAUCGUGUUAAUGUUUUUUACACGAUUCUUGAUAUGCAAAUUCAAGAACUUGAUAGUCGUUUUCCUGAGAAUAGUACAGAGUUACUUAUUGGAAUUGCUUGUUUGAAUCCGGCUAAUUCAUUUUCCAAUUAUAACAAAGAGAAGGUACUCAAAAUGGCUAAACUUUAUCCCGAUGAUUUUGAUGAUCUGGCAAUUGACUGCCUUAGUUUUGAGUUAGAUGCUUUUGUUGGUAAUUUUGCAACUGAUGAGAGAUUUUCAAACUUGGCCACUCCUGGUGAACUCUCUAAAACGUUGUUCCGUACCAAGUUGUAUAAGUCGUGCCCAACUUUUUUUAAGUUUCUGAAGUUGACGUUGAUUUUGCCGGUAUCCACUGCGACUGUUGAAAAGAGUGUUCUUUGCAAUGAUGUUUAUCAAGUCCGACUUACGCAACAAAAUUUGUGA